Messenger RNA from Scaptodrosophila lebanonensis, 799 nucleotides. RefSeq names its product general odorant-binding protein 67 (gene Obp49a). Bases 35 to 679 code for a protein of 214 amino acids. NCBI's taxonomy places the organism in Eukaryota, Metazoa, Arthropoda, Insecta, Diptera, Drosophilidae. The record is from RefSeq and is a predicted model, not a curated record. The transcript has 3 exons. Gene Ontology annotation, molecular function: odorant binding.
CUCCGCUAGAACCGAGUCGAAACGCUAUCCAAAAAUGUUAUCAAAAUCGCAACUCUUGCUGCUCGUUGUUGGGCUGUGCCUGAGCGUAGCCAGCGCCGAUGUGGAUUGCAGCAAGCGUCCCAAGCGCAUGGACCCCAAGAAGUGCUGUGCCAUACCCGAGUUUGUCACCGACGAAUUGAAGGAGAAAUGCAAGGAGUACAAUACCACCUCCUCGGUCGAAAAGACAGACGACUCCAGCAGCUCCAUCGAGAAUAAGCAUCACCGGCAUCACCACCACCAUCAUCACUUGCCGCCCUGCUUCUACUCGUGCGUCUUCAAUGAGACUGGAAUUUUCGUGGACAACAAACUGAAUGACGAAAAGCUGCAGGGCUACCUGAAAACUGUGUUUGCCAGCUCCACUGAACUGCAAACCACUGUUUCCGAAUCCUUUACCACUUGUGCCGCCAAAAAUGCCGAAUUCAUGGCCAAGAUGGGUGAUCGCACACGUCCCUCGCCACCACCAGGUGCUCCCAUCUGCCCCCACAAUGCUGGCCACUUGAUGGGUUGCGUCUUUAAGACCACGUUCAAGAACUGCCCCGCCUCCAUUUGGAGUGAUACAGAGCCGUGCAACGAGUUGCGUGAUCACUUCAAUAAUUGUAAGCGUCCGAAUGGUCCGGGGCCAUCAAACGAGGAAGCCUAAAAUUGUUCCACCAUUAUUACACGCUUCCAACAAUUGAAAACACAAUUUAUAAAAUAGCACGGUAGAGCGUAAAAACAAAUAUACGAUUUUUACGAAUUAUAACCUACAGCAAUAAAACCA